UGCAGUACGCAGUUGUUACGUGAAGCGAAAAUCUGACAAAGAAAAUGUCUGGACGCGGCAAAGGUGGAAAAGUUAAGGGAAAAGCAAAGUCCCGCUCAAAUCGAGCUGGUCUUCAGUUCCCUGUUGGCCGUAUUCACCGGCUGCUAAGGAAAGGAAACUAUGCCGAGCGUGUUGGAGCCGGAGCACCCGUCUAUCUGGCUGCUGUGAUGGAAUACCUGGCAGCUGAAGUGUUGGAAUUGGCAGGAAACGCUGCCCGUGACAACAAGAAAACCAGAAUCAUCCCGCGUCAUCUGCAACUGGCCAUUCGCAACGAUGAGGAGUUGAACAAACUGCUCUCUGGAGUGACCAUUGCUCAGGGUGGUGUUCUGCCAAAUAUCCAAGCCGUGCUUCUGCCCAAGAAGACCGAGAAGAAGGCCUAAAUCGUACGCUGAACCUGCUAUUGUAAAAAUCGUCCUUUUCAGGACGACCACUUAUUUAUGAUAAAGAUAAAAUUGAAAUCAUUUCCGAUGGUAUAUUUGAUGAUAGUGCAACCAAACAUAAAUUUAUGUUUAUGUAUGUUUGGUGAUAGUGCAACCAAACAUAAAUUUAUGUUUGGUGAAACUGUCCAAGGUUGAGAAACAGAAGAUUGAAUGUUUCAUAGUUAAAAAAACCUAUUUUAAUCCACCU
Molecule: messenger RNA, 666 nt
Organism: Topomyia yanbarensis
Lineage: Eukaryota; Metazoa; Arthropoda; Insecta; Diptera; Culicidae
Product: histone H2A
Exons: 1
Coding region: 45-419 (124 amino acids)
Cellular component (GO): nucleosome
Molecular function (GO): DNA binding; protein heterodimerization activity; structural constituent of chromatin
Source: RefSeq, a predicted model, not a curated record